GUUGUUUUGGUGUCCGCUAAUGUUGUAGUCAUUUGUUACAAGGCGAAGGAAAACUUUUACAGUGGCAGUUUCGGCGGCGGGAUCAAGACCACACAUUAGGAUUAUAUUCACUAUGUGUCGUCCGAGCUGAUAGAAUGAACAGUGCUGGGAGUGAAAAACAGACAUUUUGUUAAUUUGUAGGUAUUUUAUAGGUAGCUAGCGGUUAGCUAGCCUGUUCUGGCUAACUGAGAGCUUUUCACUCUGUCAACAAGUUUUGUUCAGCAUGGACUGCGCGGCGCUGGAGCUCGAUGCUGUCAAAUUUGCCAAAACAGCUGUAACCUAUGACCAGAAUGGCAAAUAUAACGAGGCUGUAUUUUAUUAUAAGGAGGCGGCCCAGGCCCUGAUAUAUGCUGGCAUGGCGGGGUCCAAACUGGAGGGAAUCCAGGAGAAAGUGAAUGAAUACUUGGAUCGGGUUCAGGCCCUCCACAAUGCAGUUCAAGCACAGAAAAGUGACCCACUGAAGUCCCGGCAGCAGGUGGACCUGGAGCGUGCCCACUUCCUGGUUACCCAGGCUUUUGAGGAAGAUGAAAAGGGAAAUGAUGAUGAAGCUAUUGAACUGUACACUCAGGCUGUGGAGCUGUGCAUUAAGACGUCCAAUGAGACAUCAGAGCAGGUGCUGCAGAACAAACUGAAACAGCUGGCACGGCAAGCUUUAGACAGGGCGGAAGGUCUUAAAGAAUCCCGGUCCAAAUCAACUUCAGCUCAGACUCAGGACAGGACGGGGGCUCCUGGAACCAAGCCCAGUUCUGGAGCAUCUGUCCGCCAGUUUUUCCCCCUCGGGCCAGACUUCACCCUCAAUGAUCGAUCACAACCCCAACCUGUCCGGGCUGUGCAGUCCAGUGAGCCCCAAGGUCAGCGCUACACAUCUGAGGAGAUCGAGGUGCUCAGGAGUACAUCUACAAUCAAUGGCAUAGCCUACGUGCCCUUCAUGAGUGUGGACCUGAAGGAGCGAUUUGCCUUUCCUGUACCUUUCUCGGACAAAUCAGGGAAACUGGCUUUGUCACCCAAACAGAAAGCCAUCUUCUCCCGCUGGGUUCGGCCAGACGAGAUCUGCAAUAAUCCCACCAUGAUCAUGUCUGUGUCCAGCUUCAGCAUCAAACAGACGGUGGUAUCUGACUGUUCAUUUGUGGCCUCUUUAGCCAUCAGCGCAGCCUAUGAGAGACGCUACAACAAAAAACUCAUCACCAGCAUAAUCUACCCUCAGAACAGACGAGGAGAGCCAGAGUAUAACCCCUGUGGAAAGUACAUGGUCAAACUUCAUAUCAACGGAGUUCCCAGGAAGGUGAUUAUAGAUGACUUCCUGCCGGUGGAUCGUAAUGGAGAGCUGCUCUGCUCCUACUCCAGCAACAGGAACGAGCUCUGGGUGUCCCUGAUAGAGAAGGCCUACAUGAAGGUGAUGGGUGGCUACGACUUCCCCGGUUCCAACUCGAAUAUUGAUCUGCAUGCUCUCACUGGCUGGAUCCCUGAACGCAUCGCUAUGCACUCUGACAAUCAGUCAUUCAACAAGGACGACACCUUCCGCAUGCUCUUCCAGAGGUUUCACAGGGGUGACGUUCUCAUCACCACAGCAACGGGUGUGAUGACAGAGGAAGAAGGGGAGCGAUGGGGUUUAGUGCCAACACACGCCUACGCUGUUCUUGACAUCAGGGAAUACAAGAAAAUGCGUUUCCUGCAGCUGAAGAACCCAUGGAGUCAUCUGCGGUGGAAGGGGCGCUACAGUGAGCGCGACGAGAAGAACUGGACACCUGAGCUCCUCAAAUACCUCAACUUUGACCCCAAGACGGCUCAGAAGUUUGAUAAUGGCGUGUUCUGGAUUGCAUGGGAGGACCUUUGUCAAUACUAUGACGUCAUCUACCUGAGCUGGAACCCUGCACUCUUUAGAAACUCCUCCUGUAUUCACAGUACCUGGGAUGGGAAGCAGGGUCCAGUGAAGGACGUCUACAGUCUGGCUAACAAUCCCCAGUACAGGCUGGAGGUCCAGUGUCCAGCUGGUGGCGCUGCUGUGUGGGUGCUUCUCACCAGGCACAUCACUGAUAAGGAUGAUUUUGCACAAAACAGAGAGUUCAUCACACUGGUCGUUUACAAGACCGAUGGCAAGAAGGUUUACUAUCCAGCGGACCCCCCUCCUUACAUAGAUGGCAUCCGAAUCAACAGUCCACAUUAUCUGACCAAAAUGAAGCUGACGAGCGCAGGAACACACACCUUUACCCUGGUGGUUUCCCAGUAUGAGAAACAGAACACCAUCAACUACACGCUGCGGGUGUACACUGGAUGCAAAUUCACCUUCUCCAAGAUCCCAAAUCCCUUCACUAACACAAAAAGGAUCAAUGGCCAGUGGAAGGGGCUCAGCGCCGGUGGUUGUGGAAACUACAAAGACUCGUACAAGCACAACCCAAUCUAUCAGAUUAACCUGGAACGGUCCGGACCGCUGCUCAUCGAGCUCCGAGGAUCCAGGCAGUACAGUGUUGGUUUUGAGAUGGUGACAGUGUCGACAGUGGGUGAUCCGGGCCCAGCUGCCUUCAACAAGAAAAGUAGUGGAGAUUACAGAUGUGGUUUCUGCUACAUGGAGGUGGAUCACGUCCCAUCAGGCCUCUAUAACGUCAUCCCCACCACGUUCCUGCCCAAACAGGAAGGACCCUUCUUCUUGGACUUCAGCAGCACUUCACCCCUCAAAGUCUCCCAGCUCCAAUGAAGAUGGAGCUGAGAUUGGGAGGAAGGUACUUGAUGGCAUUGUGGAAUAUAUUUCUGGAACUGCAUUUUGGAUGUGACGAAUUGCCAAGGCCUCCACAAACCCCCGAAUGUGACUGCUGCUAGCAUUUUCUUUUCUUCUCUUACUGAGACUUUUGCUGACUCAAGAAUACCACAAAACUGUUCUGAAGCUAUAAUCAAGAGGCACUUCAGUAUGAACUACAACCCAUAACCGUCAAAGCAUCUUGGGACAUGAUAAAACACACCUACGCCAAAUUAAAAAACAGCCAUCACAAGCCUGACAAAGUAAUGCUGUUUAAAGUGGUAACUCCUUUUGCCCUAAUAGGACACAUGGUUCCUCAAAUGGAAUAAUUGGCAUCAACAUUGUUGUUCUGAUGAUAGCCAGAUCUGAGGGGUUUCAUGGAACAGUAAUGAUUGUAAAGCCACAUCUGGGAUUCAGCAGGAUGUGGAGCAGUAACAGGGGUGAAAUGAGGUGCAGUAUUAGUGACACGGCUGCUUGAACACAGCAGCUUCUUCUUCUUCACAGGUUCUGUUUUUCUGCACCUCUGCAGUACAGAGUUACAGCCCCAUGAGUUUGAAUCACAUGUUUAAUUUUGAUAUAAUAUAAACCAUUACAAUAUUGAGGUACUUUUAGAUUGUAGCUGAAUACAUACAACCUCAAAUGUAACCAGAAGCAAACCGGCCAAUUUUAAGCUAUACACAAAAGUAAAUGAAACAAAUAGACGGAUUAAUAGAACUGGGGAAAAGAUAUUAAACCAGGGGAAAAAGACCCUCACAUAGAAGAGAAAAGUAGUCCAAGGAUUUCAUGUUUGAGGUGCUCAUUACUUCGAAGCUAAUGAAAUUAGAAGAAACUGCAUUACACUGGCAGCCGCAAAACAAAACAAAACAAGCUGUUUCUGAGGAGCAAUUAAAUCACGCUGAGUAUAUCAAAAACUCAUCUGUCCUGACAUUCACUCUCUUCUACUAAAUGAAUAAGCCGGUAAAAUGGUAACAGCUGUUUAAAAAAAAUUCUUUUAACAAGGUGUCACGUGGAAGGGGCAGUUAGUUUCUUUAAAUGACCAUGAAGGUUGUUUUUGUUUUGUUUUUUUAAUUCUCAGGAGCAGAGCAGCACCACAGGGAAUCCAGUAUGGCAGCAGUUGAAUGAUGUCUCUACAUGUUGUCUGUGGAUGUGAUGAGUGAGAAAUGUCAGCCUGAUUUCACUGACAGGCCUCACGUCGGUUUUGUGUUAUAGCUGCGUGUAUGUAUGAAUGUACUGUAGGUGUCUACCUUUUUACACUUAAAACUUAAAUGUCUUGCCAAGUACCCAAAAACAUGUUUACCUAUUUUUUUUUUUUUUUAUGUGCUGCACCUUUUUAAUGAUUUUUCAUCAUGUUUACUGCAAGCAGCAGCUCAUCUUAUGUCAUCAUGUUUCCUCAGUAGACAUUUUCUUUUGUGUGAUGUCAGAUAUCAGCAGCCCGUCAUGGACAGAUGUUGCUGCUAUAUCCAUCGCUGCUUAUCUCUGCCAAGCUUUGUAGUUGCAUCACAGAUCCCUGGGCAGCAAUAUCUGUUGCAAUCAUAGAGGUACUUCUGUAAGAGAUUGUAUUAGAUUUGGAUUUGGGCUAGAUACCCCAAAUUAUCAAUGCUGAAAUUAACAUAAGGAAGUACGUUGCAUCAUGCAGAAGCAAUGGCUAAUGUUACACUCAUUAACUGUACUGUAUGCUCAGAGACGUUUGUGUGAGAAAACAGUGAGUGAACUUACCAAAGGACCUUUGGUCUCAUAAGAAGACAGAUUCCGGUGCAACUUACAGAGUCAAAAUCUACAGGCCAUACUUUUUCUGAUGUUUUGAGAAUGGAAAUUUAUUCUUCACCUUACAAAGAUUGUGUGUAAAAUAAUAAGGUCUACUUACUAUAUUUUUUUCCUGAGCUUUUUACAUCAGAGUGGAACUAAAAGUGAAUGGAGUUCAGUCAGUUGUCACACAGCUAAUACUGGGUGUAUGAGAACUAUAGAUCCAUCUGUUAAAUAAUUUUUUUUUAAGUCAAACUUAAGUAACAGCAAAAAAUUGGGAAAUGUUUAUUACAGUUAAUGUUAAUAUUUACUUUAACAUGGCUCACUUACAGAAGGGUAUUAUCGGGCCAUUGUGCUCGCCAUUUUUCCCCCACAAACAGCACCGUAUAACAAAGUGAUGUCACAUCCACUGACACAAGCUGCACUUUGGUGUCGUUUCAGCCAGUCGAGCACCUCCCAGUUUCUGUAACUUCACGUGUUUUGUCGUUGCCACAAAAAUGCCAUACAGCAGGUAUGAAUGCAUAUGGCUGUGUGAUGAUGUCAUUGUCGGCGCACGAAGCAACCAAUGCGGCGGGUAAAACUGUGGUGUCACGGCCGCAUGCUGAGGGACUCAGUUCAAUGAGCACAAUGCACAGCUGUAAACUCCUGCAGGGAGCCGCUCUCGUUCAGUGCACAGCAGUGUUUUUGCUGCCGUUUCUUUUGUGAUUAAUGAUUUCACACAUUUAAUUUACAGAUUGUUUAUUCCAUAAAGAAAAGUGGAGUGGAAAAUCACAGAAUCCUGGCAAUAUCUUCAUUGUUUGCAGGCAAAGUCAUUCAAAACCCAAAAUAAUGCAAUUUACGGUGGUAGAAAACACAGAAAAAGAGCUAAUCAUCACUUAAAUACACAUAUCUAUUAAGCAUUUUUGCACAAAUGAUUAAUUGGUUAUAAAAAUUGUUGAUGGAUUUUCCAUUGAUUAAUACUCAUCGGGAUACUGCUGAUUGUUCACAAUAUUACAGAAACUUGGUCACAAUACAGCACACAAAACUCUUUUUCUCGUCUGUGCUAUAAAAUCAGUUUGUUUUGGUGAUUUUAAUUCCACAUGUGCAUCAUGUACAUCUUGUCAUAAUUCCUUUGCAAUGGAAAAGCACAUGCACAAUGGAGACUGACUGUAAAUGAAUUAGCAGUGUUGGUGUGUAAAAAGUCUGAAGUGAUCAGUUCAGCUUUAAAUAUCCAUUGCCAGGGACUUCUUUUCACCUGUUGAAUGAUUAUAAUUUAUUGUUUUAAUGAAUAUCCCUCUGUCACCAUACUGAGUUACGUUUUGUUUGUUUUUUAUUGGCGACUAGCCGACUCAUUUACAGAUAAAGCAGGACAAUCUUGCAGCGAGCUGUUGUGUGAAUGAUGAUGUAAUGUUUGCAGAAAUUGCACUAAAUGUUGAGUAGACUGACGUGUUCAAAAUUUGAAUACAGAGAAUUAUACCUGUU
Molecule: messenger RNA, 5974 nt
Organism: Archocentrus centrarchus (flier cichlid)
Lineage: Eukaryota; Metazoa; Chordata; Actinopteri; Cichliformes; Cichlidae
Gene: capn7
Product: calpain 7
Exons: 21
Coding region: 263-2731 (822 amino acids)
Biological process (GO): proteolysis
Molecular function (GO): calcium-dependent cysteine-type endopeptidase activity
Source: RefSeq, a predicted model, not a curated record